AACCUUUAAACCUAUGUUACAGCAGCUUAACCUGAGGCUAGACUUCAUCAUGCUCCUGCAGCUGCCUCUUACUUCCAUCUGCAGCCCUUCUCUCCUCCUCCUCACCCCUAACACUGCCUUCCCCAACCCUCCGUUCCGUCCUCUCCCUCCCUCCCUCAACACCACUCCUCUCCACUCACUCUGCAGCCUGGUAGACUGAAGGCAGCCUCACUACGUGGAGGGAAAGAGGAGAGAGGCUUUCCCAGAUUAGAGCAGCAGCAGGAGGAGGUGUGAGGGAUAACGAUGGAGGCCAGCUUUGACACUGAGGAGAGUUUUGAUGAUCCCUCCUGUCUUGCCCCGCAGCCCCCCGGCUCCGUGUCGCCAGCCAAGAGGCAGAUCAAGGAGGUCAAGGAGACCAAGACCACGAUCAACUGUGUGACAUUUCCUCUGCCUGGAGAAGGUCCGGAGCAGCAGCUCCUGAAGCCAAAUGACUGGAGCUACUGCGAUUACUUCUGGGCCGACAAGAAGGACCCUCAGGGGACGGCCCAAGUGGCUGGCUUCGAAGUUCUGCUGCAGAAGCAGCUGAAGGGGAAACAGAUGCAGAAAGAGAUGGCCGAGUUUAUCCACGAAAGGAUAAAGAUUGAAGAGGAAUACGCUAAAAACCUCUCCAAGUUGUCUCUGAGCGCCCUGGCAGCGCAGGAGGAAGGGACCCUGGGAGAAGCCUGGACUCAGCUUAAGAAAAGUCUUCAUGAUGAAGCUGAAGUUCACCUAAAGUUCUCCAACAAGCUGCACUCGGAGGUCGAAAAACCCCUGCUGUCAUUCAGAGGUGACAACUUCAAGAAGGACCUGAAGAAGUAUGACCACCACAUCGCCGACCUCAGGAAGCAGCUGGCGAGUCGCUUUGCCAGCGUGGAAAAGGCCCGUAAAGCCCUGGCGGACCGGCAGAAGGACCUGGAGGUGAAAACACAGCAGCUGGAGAUCAAACUCAGCAACAAACAUGAGGAAGACAUCAAGAAGGCGCGACGAAAAUCCACGCAAGCAGGGGAUGACCUGAUGCGCUGCGUCGACCUCUACAAUCAAACCCAGUGCAAGUGGUUUGAAGAAAUGGUCACAACUAGCAUGGAACUGGAGAAACUAGAGGUGGAAAGGAUUGAAUGGAUUCAGCAGCACCUCCGUCAGUACACAACUCUACGGCACGAAACUGACAUGUUCAACCAGAGUAUGGUGGAACCGGUGGACCAGCUGCUGCAGAACGUGGAUCCAGCCAAAGACAGAGAGCUGUGGGUGAAAGAGAACAAAACGGGCGAUGUUCGACCUGUAGACAUGGACCUAUAGACGGUCCAGUCCUAGGUUCAGCCUUCCUGAUUUCAAGAUAACAUCCAGAGUCCCAGAACAUUUGUGAUUUCACUGAACCGUGGAUGCUGCAUGUUCAGACUCUUCGUGAGUUCUGCUCAUCUUCUCUGACUGACAGGAAGAAACGGGUCAAAGCAGUCUGAGUCCAGCAAACAGAAACGGAUCAAAGUACCAGCAUGUUCCUGACUAAUACUAACCCCAUCAUGAACCACAUUAGCUUACUGAAUGAGUUCUCUGCUGUUUACUUGUUGUAAAUGAUUAAAACAUCUUCAGUACUUUACAUUAUUUCAUUUAGCUUUCCAAACCAAACAAAAACAUGAAUAAAUCUAACAUCUGGUUAUUGGCAUUAACUUUAUUUUGGAAACUAAAGCACACCGAGAUGUAACAAUGGACAUGAUAUAUUUUCAUAUAUUUUGCUGGUUCCGUUUAGUGGAAAGUGCACGUUUUGAAUUUCUUGCUUUAAACGUAAACGAAGAGCUGCAGAGUUUGUGGAAACAUGAUGGUCGUUUUGUGUGGUUCAUUGAAUUUGCACAAAAUAAUCUCCGACUUGUAAUUAAGAAACCUUCUGAAAAAUAAAAGUGUACAGCAUCAAUAUCCAGUAACCUCAGUUAUUCAGAACACCCAGUGUUUUGGAACGUGAUCUGGAUUCUUGCACCACGAGUCUCAACUUGUGGAUCUGACUUAGGCCAGGGUCCGUUCUGGAUCAGUCGGGAGAAAAAAGGUGGUCCAAGUUACUCUGAAACACCUUUUAGUGCCUAACGGUUUAUAUACCUGGAAUGUCCUUGAUAUAUUCUCUGCAUCAGUGUACAUUUGUAAAGACUGGUUUGAUGUAUUUUGCUGUCAGAUGUUUUAACGAGCCACAGUGUUUGCGCUGUACAAUGUUGUUUGUUUUGUUUUUGGUAAAUGUGCCGGGAAUACGGUGGUGUUCAGUAAAAGGGUCAACGUACAGAAAAGGACAAGAAAAGCUCCAUUAUCUGCCGACAGACAGACUUGUAGAUUCUGCUCUCGUAGAUCCGGUGGAGCUGAAGCCACACAAAAGCCUCCGGUCGGACAGCAGGUACAGAACCUGUCUGUGUUCACAUGUAUGUGUGCGUCCGUCUGUCGUCUCCACUCCAUUAUUUUCUUCUUUUUUCCAAAUGCCCGGUGCAAACACGUCCCUGAACAACAUGAGCUAUUUGUGUUGUGCUUCACAAACUAAACAUCCGGUUUAUUUGGACUGGAGGAUGUGUAGAAGCGUUUCCUUUAAGCCCAAACGGCUUCAUGUGCAGGUUUUAGAUGUCGUAUUUGUUGAAGAGGUUUCAUCGAUGUCAGUGUUGUGCUCCGUCAUUCUAAAUGUUCCUGAUUAGAGUUUCUGAUGAUGUAACGUUUGCGUUAAUUGCCCCGGUGUAGUGAAUGUUCACAUCAAAUCCAAUGUUUUGAGAAUGUUUGAUCAUACGUGACCUCUGUCCAGAUCGUGAACUGAUGAAUGCAGAGUACAAAAUAAAUCUCCUCUUUGAAAAUGAA
Nothobranchius furzeri (turquoise killifish) is the source of this 2835-nucleotide messenger RNA. RefSeq names its product growth arrest-specific 7a (gene gas7a). Gene Ontology annotation, molecular function: actin filament binding. Gene Ontology annotation, biological process: actin filament polymerization; neuron projection morphogenesis. The record is from RefSeq and is a predicted model, not a curated record. Gene Ontology annotation, cellular component: actin filament; cytoplasm; plasma membrane. Lineage: Eukaryota; Metazoa; Chordata; Actinopteri; Cyprinodontiformes; Nothobranchiidae.